AUGUCUUCACCAUCGAGCGAGCCCUCCGGGCUACCAAGAAAUGUGCCCUCUUCUCUCCCGGAUACUGGAAUAGAUCUGGAGUUUGCGACUGCUGAGGAGAAGGCAAUGUUGGAAGAGGAGAUCAAGGCCCAUCGCGAGAAUGCGAAGAAUGACCUUGCUGAGGCACGACGGAAGAAACUCGCCGCCAAGAAGCGAAAACAACGCGAAGAGUCUAAAGCUGAGAGGGAGGCCAAAGCUGCACAACUGGAUGAACUACUUAGAAAGAGCUCCUUAUUCUCUGAAAUCCUCACUAAGAAGACGGAAGUCCUAGGCCGAGUAGGGAGCGGCUUCGAUAGCAAGGCCCUGGGAGAACACGAUCUAACGAUGGCCGAGCAACCAAGUAUUAUGGUGGGAGGGAAAAUGAGAGAUUACCAGCUGGAGGGUCUCACCUGGAUGUAUGAGAUAUGCCUCCAAGGCAUGUCUGGAAUUCUCGCCGAUGAGAUGGGACUCGGUAAGACCAUUCAGACCAUUGCUCUGAUCGCUCUAUUGCGAGAGGUAAAUUAUCUUGGACCUCACCUGAUCGUUGCCCCUUUGAGUACCCUAUCCAACUGGAUCGAGGAGUUUGAAAAAUGGACCCCUAGUGUGCCAGUUCUACUCUAUCACGGCAAUCCGAGCAAGAGGAAAGAGCUCAGACAGACCCGAAUGUUUAAGCAUCUCGACCGCAAAAACAAUCGACCUGAUUCCGAAUUUCCCGUCGUCUGCACAUCCCCUGAGAUGGUAAUCAGAGAUGAGAAGGAAUUAUCUAAGAUAAAGUGGGAGCUUAUUAUAAUUGACGAAGGACACCGAAUGAAGAAUUCUGAUUCGAAAUUAUUCCAGAUCCUCAAGAGCUUUACGUCCGCGACUCGUCUGCUCAUUACCGGGACUCCCUUACAGAAUAACCUCAAAGAGCUCUGGUCACUUUUGAACUUCUUACUUCCAACGAUAUUCGUUAACUGGGAGCAGUUUGAGAGUUGGUUCGACUUUAGUGAUUUACAAGACGAAGAGACCACAGAGGAGUUCCUUGCUGAUCAGAUGAAGCAAGAUCUUGUGAAAAAAAUCCAUCUAGUCCUUCAACCGCUCUUGCUACGUCGUGUCAAAGCAGAUGUCGAACACAUGCUCCCAAAAAAGCGAGAGUAUGUACUGUAUGCGCCAAUGACCAAGGAGCAAACAGAUCUAUACAAUGCCAUUAACGACAGGACGAUAGAUACCAGGAAGUACUUGGAGGACAAGGUCGUUGAGAGAUUGACAGGGGCGGCAAAUACUCCUGCUUCAUCCCGGAAGGCGAGCCCCUCAACAAGUUCCCUGAAGAAGUCUGCAGUCAAAACAGAGGAAUCGGACAGUGACGAUAACGUCCCGUUAGCACUUAGGACCCGUGGAGCGAAAGAAUCUAAGCCAGAACCCCCUAAGAAUGCUUUUCAAAAGAUGAUGCAGAGGGCAGCUUCUUCAUCCGACAAGUCGUCGAAGUCGUUAAAGCGCAAACCAGCGGCGAAUCUUCCUUCUCCUCCUUCUAAGUCUACAAAAUCCAGUAGGCAAUCAACGCCAGGGAGUAUUCAAGGACGAAGAUCUAAGACCAGACGAAGUUACAAGGAAGCUAGUCCUGAUGAAGAAGAUGCUCUUAGUGACGAAGAGUUCGAAAAUAAACUCGCUGAAGAAAUGGCGGAGCGAGAUAGCGAAGAACCGCGAAUAGAGAAUGAGGAGGAGAUCCAUCGAGCAAAGACACUUGAGUUGGCUAAGAAAGAGAUAUCGACGAAGAAACUCGGAAAUCCGUUGAUGCAGCUCCGGUUGGUUUGCAACAGUCCGCAUAACUUCUACAAUCCCUGGUCCAUGGACUCGGGAUUACCAGUCGACGAAACACUCGUUACGCACUCUGGAAAGAUGUUACUUCUCGAUCGGCUCCUUCCUUACCUGUUCAAGCGGGGCCACAAAGUAUUGAUCUUCUCCCAGUUCAAGACCCAACUUGAUAUCCUGGAGGAUUAUGCCAAGGAUCUGCGUAAGUGGAACGUGUGCCGUAUCGAUGGUUCCGUUGCACAGGAUGAUCGACGACAGCAAAUCAAGGAGUUCAAUACGAAUCCCGAAUAUAAGCUGUUCCUUCUUUCUACUCGUGCCGGCGGCCAAGGUAUUAAUCUAGCUACAGCUGAUACCGUUAUCUUGUUUGACUCCGAUUGGAACCCACAGCAGGAUCUCCAGGCCCAGGAUCGUGCUCAUCGAAUUGGACAAACCAGACCCGUCGUCGUUUAUCGACUCGCGACAAAAGGCACCGUAGAAGAUGUCUUGCUCUCGAGUGCCGAUGCGAAGCGCAGACUCGAGAAACUUGUGAUUAAGAAAGGAGGCUUCAGAACGAUGGGCCAGAAACUUGACAACACGGAGGGCAUGACCGAGGAGGCGUUGAAAGCUUUGCUUCUGAAGGAUGGCGAGGUGUACACGUAUUCUGGGGGAGAUGCAAUCUUGAGCGAUGAAGAUCUCGACGUCCUCUGCGAUAGGAGUGAUGCUGCAUAUGCCAGAGCCGAAAAGGGGCUUGGUGAUGCUGCCGGGUUCAAGAUCGUGGAGACAAAGCUUGGUGGUCUGAUGGUGAAGACGGAAAAGUAG
Messenger RNA from Amorphotheca resinae ATCC 22711, 2604 nucleotides. RefSeq lists its product as hypothetical. Gene Ontology annotation, cellular component: nucleus. NCBI's taxonomy places the organism in Eukaryota, Fungi, Ascomycota, Leotiomycetes, Helotiales, Amorphothecaceae. The coding region runs from base 1 to 2604 and encodes 867 amino acids. The record is from RefSeq and is a predicted model, not a curated record. The transcript has 3 exons. Gene Ontology annotation, molecular function: ATP binding; DNA binding; ATP-dependent chromatin remodeler activity.